UACAAGCUCACAUGGUUGGUUAACAUAAACAAACUUUGAGAGCAACAUCCACGAGCAAGCUCCAUUGUAGAUGUUGAAAUCAGUGACUCAAUGCAGACACUUAUCUUCAAGAACAACCAUUACAUACAAUUAUCAUCUCAGGAAAAGAAGAAAAUUGCUGAACUCAAUUCACAAAUCCAGAUGGGAACAAACCCUAAAUCAAGAAGCAGCCAUGCGAUACCUAAAACAACAAUCAACAAAAACCUCACCAACCCAUCUUCUCUCUGCUCUCAUAGACUCCUUCAAAAUCUUCAACUGCGACCCAACUCCCUCUGCCUACCACUUCCUCAUCAAAACCCUAACCCAAACCUCUCAGUCCCACCAACUCACCCCACUUCUCAAUCACCUCCAAUACGUCGAAAAUUUUCAGACACCCGAAUACAUUUUCGUCUAUCUGAUCGAAUUUUAUGGCCAUAACAAUAUGAUUCAACAAGCCAUUGAUCUUUUCUUCAGAAUACCCAGUUUCAGGUGUACCCCUUCUGUGGUCUCCCUCAAUUCUUUACUCUCUGUUCUUACAAAGAACAGAGAGGGUCUUCGAAUUGUUCAUCAAAUCUUGUUGAAGAGUCAGCUGAUGAGUAUUCGGAUUGAAGGAUCGAGUUAUUGUAUAUUAAUCAGAGCUCUUUGUAGAAUUAGGAAGGUUGGCUAUGCAAUUAAGUUGUUGAAUUGUAUGAUUAUUGAUGGGUAUAGUAUUGAGGCCGUGAGUAUGUGUUCUUUGACAUUAUCAGCGUUGUGUGAACAAAGAGAUGUAUAUUCUGGUGUUGAGAUCAUGGGUUUCUUGGAAGAAACGAAAAAAUUAGGGUUUUGCCCAAAUGGGGCAGAUUGGUGUAAUGUGGUUAGGUUUUUGGUGAAGAAAGGGAAGGGUAUGGAUGCUUUGGAUGCUUUGAAUCGGAUGAAAACGGAUGGAAUUAAGCCCGAUAUAGUAUGCUAUACUAUGGUUUUGGAUGGGGUUAUUGAGGAAGGGAAAUACACAGAUGUGGAUGAGCUGUUUGAUGAAAUGCUUGUGUUGGGUUUGGUUCCUGAUAUUUAUACUUACAAUGUGUAUAUAAGUGGUUUGUGUAAGCAGAACAAAGUGGAAGAGGGAAUCAAGAUGCUUGAUUUUAUGGAGGAGUUGGGGUGCAAGCCUAAUAUGAUUACUUAUAACAUACUCUUGGAGGGGUUCUGUAAGGUUGGGGAGUUGGCAAAGGCAAAGAAGCUUGUGAGGGAAAUGGAGCUGAAGGGUAUGCAGCAGAAUGCGUGGACGUGUGGGAUUAUGAUUCGUGGGUUGGUUCGGAUUGGUGAAUUUGAUGAAGCCUGUAGUUGGUUGAGGAAGAUGUUAGAGGAGUGUUGCAUUCCACAUUCUUCGACAAUCGAUGAAAUAGUAUGUGGUUUGUGUCAAAGAGGAUUGGUUUGUAAUGCCAUGGAACUGCUGGAAGAAAUGGUUGGUAAGGAUGUUGCUCCUGGGAUUAGAGCAUGGGAAGCAUUAAUUCUUGGAUUUGGAUAUAAUCCCAGUUUUGAGGAGACUGCUUUCAUGGAUUUAAUGAGUCCCAUUGGAACUGAAUCAGUUGAAUUGGUAGAACAUAACUUCGAUCAUAGAUUUCAGGCGAAGUUGUGAAAAUCUUUGAUGAAUAUUGGAUUUCUAAGAGAUUAUACUGAGAACUCUCCCUCUUUUGGGACAGUUAUGGUUUGUUUGUGAACAUUGGAUUGACUAUAACAUCUCCUGCAAGUUGCUGGUGAAGAAUUGAAUCACAAAAUGCUGGAUCAUGCCCAAUAAAAAGCACUGUAGCGGUUGAAGUAAGUUGGGUCUAACACUGUAGUGGAGGAAGUAACUUUAAACCGCGUUUGCAACAUGUGGCCCGAUCUUUUCUCUCUCCUCCGAAACCCUAGAGAAGGCGAUUUGGGAGGCGACGAAGAUUUGGGAGGCGACGAAAAGGAAUCGGGGAUAAUUGACUUUGCACUGAAUCCAGUAACAUACAAGAUUGAUACUGAUCAUUAUCUUUCAAUGCAGUUUCAUUUGAAUUUUCUACUGUAAUUAUCUAGAUAUCUAUGCUUUCAUGCUUUAAUUGUCCUGUGACUAUAUUUUUAUUUGCCUCUCAUAAUUCUUUUUAUUUAUUUAUUUUUUGUUUCAGUGAAAUUCUGUUUCCAGACAUAAUAUCUUUUGAUUUAGGUAAUCUUUGCCAUCCUUAUAUAUUUGAUAUUGUUUCAGCUAAUUGAUUAAUUGAUGAGCUUCUGAUUGUAUGUUUAUCUUGUUUGGAACCAUUAUUGAGUUUGACCUACACUUAUAUAUCUCGUGUGUGUCCAUGAUAGUUUGCCACUAUUGUUUCUGUUGUACUCGUGUGGAAAUCAAACAACCUCUUAAGUUUCUUUUGGAUUUCUUGUCUGGUUGCUGAGAAUUUCACAUCUCCUUAGUAUUCCUCUUUUGUGGUGUCCUGGAUCUGCACUUCUGUACACAAAAUAUAUGUUUCCAUUUUGACUUGCCUAUCAAUUGAUCGAUCGAUCGUUCCAUCUGAUAUUAUCAAAGAAGAGCAAGCAACGUGUAUUGUAAGUAAGGGCGUCCUCUUCUCUCCUCAGAUCUACAGCCCCUGUUCUCCUAGCCUCAGGAGUCUCUUCACUCUUGCCGUUUGACGGAACAAACAAGGUUGUUUUCCCUCUGAGUGUUUGAUAACAAAAAAAUUCAAUCCAACUUCUAUUUUUUAUUUAUUUUUUAUAUAAUUUGUUUUUCUGAUCAUGUCAAGCUGCAUAUAUAUAUAUAUAUAUAUAUAUUGUUGAUUUUGGUUUUUGAUUAUUUGUUAUUGUAAGAGAUGGAUCUUUGACUUUCUAAGUACCUUUAUGAUUUUUUAUUGGAAUUAAUUUGAUUGUUGAUAUAUAGUAGCUUUCUUUGGUUUCAUUUGAUUUCGGAUAAAAUUAUAGCUGUAAUGAAUUUGAUCUCCAUUUUUUAAUUUGAUUGGCGAUGUGUAGUUGCUUUAUUUGGUUUC
This is a messenger RNA of Cornus florida, 2990 nucleotides long. Its product is annotated as pentatricopeptide repeat-containing protein At2g38420, mitochondrial. The transcript is spliced from 3 exons. The record is from RefSeq and is a predicted model, not a curated record. Gene Ontology annotation, molecular function: protein binding. NCBI's taxonomy places the organism in Eukaryota, Viridiplantae, Streptophyta, Magnoliopsida, Cornales, Cornaceae. Bases 71 to 1630 code for a protein of 519 amino acids.